Lactuca virosa is the source of this 1668-nucleotide messenger RNA. The record is from the annotation of a GenBank genome assembly. NCBI's taxonomy places the organism in Eukaryota, Viridiplantae, Streptophyta, Magnoliopsida, Asterales, Asteraceae.
AUGGAAGCUAAUACAAAUAGGAUUGUGAACUUGAAUGGUUCUAAUUAUCAAGUUUGGAGAGGCAAGAUGGAAGACCUUCUUUAUGUGAAGGAUUAUUAUAUGCCUGUGUUUAAUACUGAAAAACGUGAAGAUAAAACAGAUGCAGAGUGGAAUAUUUUGCAUAGAAAGGUUUGUGGGUAUAUUCGGCAAUGGGUUGAUGAUAAUGUUUUGAACCAUAUUAGCGUGGAGACUCAUGCCCGUACUUUGUGGAACAAACUUGAGAAGUUGUAUGCUCGGAAGACCGGGAACAAUAAAUUGUUCUUGAUUAAGCAGUUGAUUGGCUUGAAGUACCAUGAUGGAAAUCCUAUUAGUGAUCAUUUGAAUUCUUUCCAGGGAAUUAUUAAUCUGCUUGCAGGAAUGGGUAUCAAGUUUGAAGAUGAGUUACAAGGUUUAUGGCUCCUUGGCACUUUACCGGAUUCUUGGGAAAUUUUUAGGACAUCCUUGUCCAACUCUGCACCAGAUGGUAUUAUCACCAUGGAAUUGGCUAAAGGCGGUGUUUUAAAUGAAGAGAUAAGAAGAAAGUCACAAGGUUCCUCUUCACAUUCAGAUGUCUUGGUCACAGAAAGCAGGGGGAGAAGUCAAAGUAGAGGUCUGAAUAACAAAGGGAAGCAUCGCAGUAAAUCUAAAGGAAAGUUUGUUGACUAUGAGUGCAAUCAUUGUGGUAGAAAAGGGUACACAAUACGAUUCUGCAGACAAUUGAAAAGGGAGAACAAGAAGGCAAAUUACAACAAUCAAAAGAACAACCACAAGAAAGAUGAUGGUGGUAAUGAUACUGCUGAAGUUAACACUACUACCGAAAAGUUCUUUAUUUGUUGUGAUUAUGAUAUGGUUAAUCUUGCACAUGAUGAUUCGAGUUGGGUUGUUAACAGUGGUGCUACUUGUCAUGUGACAUCACAAAGGGAUUUUUACACAUCUUACACUCCUGGUGAUUUUGGGAAUGUUAAAAUGGGUAAUAAUGGGUUAUCAAAGAUUGUUGGUGUCGGAGAUAUUUGUUUAAAGUUUGAGACUGGGAUGGAGUUGGUUUUACACAAUGGUUUGGAGUGGAAAAGAUGUUUCGUAUCGUCAUUUACGGUCUUUGGAUGCAAGGCUUUUGUGCAUAUUCCCAAAGAUGAAAGAUCAAAGCUUGAAGUGAAGACCAAGCCGUGUAUAUUCCUUGGUUAUGGUCAAGAUGAAUUCGGUUACAGGUUAUAUGAUCCAGUUCUCAAGAAACUCGUAAGGAGUCGUGAUGUUGUAUUUGUUGAAGAUCAGAGUUUAAAAGAUAUUGAGAAGACAAAGAUAGUUCCUGAAUCUAAUGAUGAUCGUGUUGAUUUGGAUCCGGUUCCCCCUCAACAUUUUGAGCCAAUUAAUGAAGAUGUUCAGAAUGAUGAACAACAUGGUACUGAUGACAAUGAUGUUCCAGAGCAGUCGGAGUUGGAUGAGGAUCUUCAUCCAGAGUUGCCAGUACCUGAUAUACCACCAUUUGUCCCACUUAGGCGGUCUACGAGAGAUCGUCAUCCUUCCACCCGUUAUUCUGCUGAUGAGUAUGUUUUAGUCACUGAUGGGGGAGAACCUGAUUGUUAUGCAGAAGCUAUGGAAUAUGAGCAUAAAAGAGAGUGGGUUGAAGCUAUGUGUAACACCCUGUUUAUUUAA